AUGGCCACUUUUAAUGAUAUGGUGGAGGACUUUGUAGAGGUAUUCAUGGAUGAUUUCUCCGUCUUUGGGAAAUCUUUUGAGGGUUUUACCAGAGAUUCAUCAAAGAUUUCAAAGAAUGCAAGACCUAUGUGCAGUCUCUUGGUGAAGGAGGUGAAAUUUGAAUUUGAUGAGAUGUGUUUGAAGACGUUUGAGGUUGUGAAACAGAACUUAAUUGAAGCUCCAAUCUUGAUUGUUCCUAACUGGGAGCUACCAUUUGUACUCAUGUGUGAUGCAAGCAAUGUAGUAAUGGGUGCAAUAUUGGGACUAAGAAAAGAUAAGGUGUUCCAUUCAAUAUAUUGUGCGAGUAAGACCCUUGAUUCUGCUCAAGCUAAUUACACCGUGAUUGAGAAGGAAUUGCUAGCUCUAGUAUUCACCUUUGACAAGUUUAGAUCGUAUUUGAUAGGUACCAAGGGUUUUACCAGAGAUUCAUCAAGGAUUACAAAGAUUGCAAGACCUAUGUGCAGUCUCUUAGUGAAGGAGGUGAAAUUUGAAUUUGAUGAGAUGUGUUUGAAGACGUUUGAGGUUGUGAAGCAGAACUUAAUUGAAGCUCCAAUCUUGAUUGUUCCUAACUGGGAGCUACCAUUUGAACUCAUGUGUGAUGCAAGCAAUGUAGCAAUGGGUGCAAUAUUGGGACUAAGAAAAGCUAAAGUGUUCCACUCAAUAUACUAUGUGAGUCAGACCCUUGAUUCUGCUCAAGCUAAUAACACCGUGACUGAGAAGGAAUUGCUAGCUCUAGUAUUCACCUUUGACAAGUUUAGAUCGUAUUUGAUAGGUACCAAGGCAAUUGUUUAUACUUACAAUGCAGCUAUUAGGUACCUAAUCGACAAGAAGGAUGCAAAACCAAGGAUAAUUCGGUGGAUAUUGCUUCUACAAGAAUUUGAUCUUGGGAUCAAAGACCGGAAGGGUAUUGAGAAUCAAAUAGCUGAUCAUUUGUCCAGGACUGCUUACAAAAUACCAACCGAGACCUUUCCUAAUCACAUAGUGUUUGGAAAAGCAUGUCAUAUUCCAGCGGAGCCAGAGCACCAAGCGUAUUGGGCGAUUGAGAAGUUAAAUCUUGACCCUGAGAUUGCCGGUAAGAAGAGAAUAAGUCAAUUGCAUGAGCUUGAGGAGUUUCAGUUCCAAGCAGAUGAGAAUUCUAAGCUAUACAAAAAGAAGACAAAAUGA
This is a messenger RNA of Solanum stenotomum, 1203 nucleotides long. RefSeq lists its product as uncharacterized. Bases 1 to 1203 code for a protein of 400 amino acids. The transcript has 4 exons. Lineage: Eukaryota; Viridiplantae; Streptophyta; Magnoliopsida; Solanales; Solanaceae. The record is from RefSeq and is a predicted model, not a curated record.